GAGAGAGAGAGAGAGAGGGUAUCCUAAGCGGCGUGCCGAGAGCACUGCCGAUCGCUAGCAGCGUGGGCUUAGCGUGAUGUAACCCCACGCGCGGCACGCUAAUCGUCCUCGACUCGGCCUCGCUGUGCGUGCGUGCGUGCGUGCGUGCGUGCGUGCGCUCCGCGAAGGUGCACGGGGGCUUCAUGAAGCGUCAUGACCUACCGCGCGAAACACGAGACCUAGCCCGGCCAGUAGGCGCAACGUCCGCGGCAGACGGCGGAGUCGCUGACAAAUGAGUAGCGAGCUGUGAGUAGUGAGUACCACGGCGAGUAGUCAGCAUCGUGAGGCGACCGACGAGUAGUAGUGGUCGCGUACGGGCGCGUGUGCGUGCGUGUGCGUUGUGCGAGGCACUGAGGACUCGCGUUCGCGCGAGACGCCUUGGUAGCGUGAGACUACUUGUCGGAAAGCGACAGAGAGAGAGAGAGAGAGAGGAGAGAGAUGGGCGUGAAAGAACAGGACACCGCGAAGGACACUCUCGGCAGACGCUCGGGGCACGAUGAGAGAGUAAGCUGCGCGACGCGAGCCGACAGCGCGUCCUGCAAGGAGCGGCUGCCCGGGGGGCGGCGUGGAUCCGCGCGCGGCGACGGGCAGGAUACUCGAUGAAGAAGAAGCACCUGGCCGAGCGGACACUCGCGCAGGAUUCGCGUAUGAUGGACACGCGAGCGCCGUCGGGAGGUAUCCGCGGCAGUCGAGCGGCGCCGGAAAUCGCGCGAUUCGGCGAGUCCUCUGGCACUCGCUACCAGAUUACGGCGCACCGGCGGCGCCGGUAAUGGAGCGAUAAUCCGCCCGAGAGGAAAGCUCGCGCUCCUCGAAGCUGACUCGAGCUCGGUCGAGUCCGACGCUCCGCCGGACAUCGAUUGCCUCCGCGACGGGAACGCAGAAGGCGGAAGAAAGGAACCGAGAGACUCUCGCCCCCCCCCACCCCGUGACGAAGGAGCGGGCUGUAAUUGGCGUUCGAUCGUAUUCGCGGGGAAUUCCUACGACGUUCUCGUCAUUACGCGUCCAGGCAAAUUCCAGCGAGAGAACGGCAGAAUUGGAACGAACGAAUAAUUCAGCGACCACCCUGCCUUCCCCUCCUCUAUCUCUCUCUCUCUCUCUCGGCGACCGACAGGCAGCAAACAAGCGGGAGCGUCGCUCAAGCAACGCCACGUCUCGCGUGUCAAAGGGCGAGAGCGGUCAAAGGGCGCUCGUCGCAGGUUCCCUUGGCGUCGACCGGCGAAACGAGCGAGACGGGACGAAGCGGCCGCAGGAUCGAGUCGGCCGGCUGCUAAUGCGGCCGAAUCGGCGGGGGUGGCGGCGGCGGCGACUGGCUUUUACGUGGCUUGUAGCCCCGUAGCUGUCGCGAGGGAAGAAGAUCGUUAUUACCAGCCUCGGGCGGAAAGCCCGCGGAAGAUUAAUGAACGGCGGCAGCGGCGACGGCGACGGCGGCUGGCGGAAUAACGUCGCGCGAGCGUAGUGGCGUUCGAUAAGAUCCGCGGCCGAGGAAAGCGCGGAGGAAGUCGCUGCGCGCUCCGCUGCGGCCUCCGUGUGCGAGCGGCGUGCGAGCGGCGCAAGGCCCCGGCUGGAUGUUGUCGCGAUUCCUGCAGGAGCUCUCGGCGGCAGACAACGUCGGCGCGGAGAAGCGGCGGCAGGGCUUGUGAUCGUCCCGCCAGCGGGCCGAUCGUUCCCGCGCCACAAGCGAUCGCGUAGCGAUCGCCGUCGCCGCCGACGGCGAGAGGAAUGUGACAGCGCGAGGUGGAGAGAUGACGGUGACGCCGUCGACUUCCGAUGUCGCUGACAAGGCGGUGUCGACGGACGACGGCGGCAGCGGCAUGGAGGUGGCGCGCCUCGAGGCCGUCCUCGCUGCUCUCGUGGAGACCAAGGUGGAGGCGAUGAAGGCGUCGUCGACCCUGAGCCGACGCUCCGGCAGCGCGCCCGCCAGUCCGCGCCGACCUAGAUUGACCUCGACCUCGACGGCCUCUUCUUCCUUGAACCAUCAUCACCAUCACCAUCAUCACCAUCACCACCUGCACCACUCGCAGCAGCAGCAGCAGCAGCAGCAGCAGCAGCAGCAACAGCAGCAGCAGCACAAGAAGAAGGGCCAGCCGCACCAGCAGCAUCAUCGCCACCGUCGCAGACGUCACGACUCCGCGCCCUGCGGUGAAUACCUCAACGAUGUGACGGAUCAUUCUCAGCACAAGUCACUCAAUGGAAAGGGACGGAGAAGAGCUUCCGAAAGUCCUCGAAGCCCUCGAAAGAAACGCAGGCAUUCGAGGAGUCCAAAUGUUCUUCAAGGCGUUCAAGACGUUCACGCCGGCCUCGAUUCGCGCCUCGAGCUGGUCGGCAUAGACGGCGACCAAAACGUGGCCCUAAUAAACUUCGAAAGGGCUAAAGAAAGGGCUAAAGAAGUCUUCGGCGACUCUUCCAGAUAUCCGCCGCCGCUGCACCGAAGUGCCUGCUACAUUUCCCAAAGCGAAGCUCAAUUAAAUAUUCCUUACGACGAUGCCGACUACGUGGCGUUGAACGUAGCCGACGAGGAGGAGGAGACCUUGAGCGGCCCGGAGAAGGUGGACGAGCUUCAGGAGAGGUACCAUCGGCCACGAAGAAAGCGCAAACGUAAACGACGCAAGGUCGAGCCCGUCGUCAGUCCGGAGGAGGAGUUCGUCGAUCCCGAGGAGCUCCCCCCGCGCGCACGAUGGACGAUCGUCGCCACCGCUUGUCUUCUGCUCGCGAUGUCCUUGCUCCUGGUCGGUGUCACGCUACGGAUGGCGCCUAUAAUCGACGAUAUGGGAGAUGAUAGGCGAGCCAGUGUUUGCAAGAAAAGCAGGCCGCGACGGGCGAGCACCGUGAGCGCCCGGCGAGAUUCCGUUCGGCCCACCAAGACGGACGUUCAGCAGACGCGGAAGAUGAUGGAGGACGACGCUCGCGACCCUGAGCAGGCGAGGCGUCACCGACGAAUCGCCACGGUCGUCGUCGGGACCUUCAUCUUCCUGCUGGUGGCGUCGGUGCUGGCGGUGGUGGUCACCUUGACGCACAGCAGUUUCCUCAGUCCUGUGGUGGGCUCGAAGGAGCUGACGGAGUACAGAGCGCAAUUGCGGAAGGAGAACGAGGAGCUGCUGAACUCCCUCAACAGGGACAACUCCGUGCCCGAGAACGUUACGGCGCCGCCCUAGAGCGGAAACCUCCGUGGACGGAAGUGCUUCGUUCUCGUCCGUCGUUCCCGUUCCGCUUCCGGCCGUCACGACACGCGACUCUCUAUCGCGGCGGAGGGCACAACCAGGGUGCCUCACGACGACGUCGUAAGGACCCACGUCGCAGGAAGUCGCGUUUCGUCUCACGAGACCAACGGGCGAGAGACGUCCGGGUCAUUCGGGGGACAAAUUGCCAGACGAGACCACGGUGAGAGAGAGAGAGAGAGAGAGAGAGAGA
Messenger RNA from Harpegnathos saltator (Jerdon's jumping ant), 3447 nucleotides. Its product is annotated as alpha-protein kinase 1. NCBI's taxonomy places the organism in Eukaryota, Metazoa, Arthropoda, Insecta, Hymenoptera, Formicidae. Bases 1782 to 3191 code for a protein of 469 amino acids. The record is from RefSeq and is a predicted model, not a curated record. The transcript has 6 exons.